Molecule: messenger RNA, 1643 nt
Organism: Cantharellus anzutake
Lineage: Eukaryota; Fungi; Basidiomycota; Agaricomycetes; Cantharellales; Hydnaceae
Exons: 7
Coding region: 366-1316 (316 amino acids)
Biological process (GO): regulation of DNA-templated transcription
Molecular function (GO): zinc ion binding; DNA-binding transcription factor activity, RNA polymerase II-specific
Source: RefSeq, a predicted model, not a curated record
GGAGACGUUGUCGAUUCGAGUGCAUUUUACAUGAACACAUCGUGAGCCCGACUAAUUAGAUGGCGCCCACCUCCUUGCGCGGUAGUGGACUCAUGGCGACGUCGAAAAUUUGGACCGGGGAGCCAGGAGGCAAGAUGCCGGUACUACGUAGGACUUGCUAUCAGAACUGAACAUCGCGCGCAUUUUCAGAGAAGCUACAGCGCAUGAAGAUGUCCUCGUCCCCAGAGCCAACACUUCGUGCAGCAACCACCAUGUGCAUGCCUUAAGGCUUGACUCGGCUCAGUUGCGCAACAUAUUCCGCCUUUCGGAAUGGUUACCCUUAAAUAAAAAAGGACCAGCGUCCCUUCAUCUCCUCGACGACUGACAUGCUGCCCGACUCUUUGGCACCACGAAGCCCCCAUCCAGGUGCUGGGGGAAGACGGCCCAAACAAUACCAUAGACAUGCCUGUACCCAAUGCAAGCGAAGCAAGCGUGGUUGUGAUCGGGACUGGGCCGUUGACGGCGGGAAGUGUUCGGUUUGUGACAGAUUGCAAGUCUCUGUGAGUCUCCUAGAAUCAAGCCGGGUUUCGAAUGACGCCGGGAUUUUGGACGGUGUUGAACUUGCGGAAAGCCAUUUUCCAGGAAUUUUCGACCGAGAUCGGUUCACGGAGCGCUCAAUGCGUCCCAUGGAGGUAAAGCGCGAUGGUCAUGAACAUUUCAGUCCUAUGUUACAUUGGGUCUUCUGCCUCCUUCGCAAGAGCCUAGGACCGUAUGAAUCUCGGGAGCUCUUGGAGAAAGCAAAACGAGCUUUUGGAGAAGAGUUCGAGGACCCUAGUCUCGCCACCAUCAUGGCUACCAUCCUCCUAUCAGAGAUGCUGUCUAAGUUAGAAGAACCCUACUGGCAGUUUGGGUUACAUUCAUGCCACAAGCGCGAUCUCCUGAAAAAUGUGCCUUCCAAUAAUAUUAGGCAACUUAUGGAGAAAGUCCGUGCGCUUGCUAAGGAAGCGGGAUUCGGGUUACGUGACCACUGCACCUAUGAGGCGACUCAGCCUCAGCUGCCUCCAUCAUCGACGCAUGAGUAUGCGCGACUUAUGAUCCCUCAGGCCCCCACGCAGAGCGUGGAUGCUACCAACAUGAACGCGACACCAGUGGAGCCGCUCGAUGGCUAUUUGCUUACCGGAUCCACGCUUGAUAACUUUAAUAGCCUUACCGCUACUCAGGAGCCUGCGUUCGAGCCUUGGAAGCUUAAUUUGAGUGACUGGCGAUCGUUUGCAUUAUACAACAGGUCAGCCAAUGCGAUGGAGUUUCCGGCCCUAGGCCCUUCAUUUGAUUAUUGAGAAGCUAGCCCUGGUUGGUUGUAUACAUACGUUGGAAACGUGUGUAAGUGGAUUGAUGCGUUCGAGGCAUUGAGUUUUCAAUUCAGUGCCAGUACGGCAUGAUGUAUGUUUGCCAAGGGUCAGUGUUGGACAUGAUGACGCGCCGGUACGCGUAUCAUCGGUUAUUGACAUGAUACCUCUUGACCAUGUGUUACAUGGUUCGCUGUUGCCUACGUUCCACAUGUAGCGCUUAGGUGCAAUUUCCUUAUCACUUUGUCUGAUAUCCUUUUAUUACUUUAGCUACUUAUACCGCCGUGCGGGCUAUAACGUCAACUAGUUCUGUUCUCC